Magnusiomyces paraingens is the source of this 3270-nucleotide messenger RNA. RefSeq lists its product as uncharacterized. Lineage: Eukaryota; Fungi; Ascomycota; Dipodascomycetes; Dipodascales; Dipodascaceae. Bases 1 to 3270 code for a protein of 1089 amino acids. The transcript has 6 exons. The record is from RefSeq and is a predicted model, not a curated record.
AUGAAUCCUCAAGAUAACAAUCUUACAAACACUCAACCACCUAAUACUUCCAUUGGAGGUUCUUCCCGCACUUUACCUGCUGUUACUCCUCAAGCUUCAGUAUCAUCUUUUAAUCCCUCUUUACAAUCGCCUAAUAAUUCUUCGCAAUUUCCUUAUCCUUUACCCCAUGGUUAUACUGCUACUAAUCAAUCGAUUCCUCAAAGAAAUUAUUUCCCAUCCCAAAUACCUUCUCAAAAUUCAUAUCCUUCUAUUCAUCACUUACUUCUCUCUCGAAAUAAUGUCCCUCACUAUCAACAACAGUAUCUUUCUCAAAAUUCUGUUCUCCAAAAUUCAGCUCCUUACAUUCAACAGCAAUAUUCUUUUCAACAUCCUGUUCCUCAAAAUCGAGCCCCUCACAUGCAACAGCAAUCUCCUUUCCAACAUCCUGUUCCUCAACAUCCAGCUCCUUAUAUCCAACAACAAUAUCCUUCCCAAUAUUCCAAUCCUGUUUUUAUAAAUUCCCAGCAACAAGCCAUACCUGCUAUUCAACAAAGCGAUGAACUCAGAACACCCCCUUUUUCAUUAGCACCCUCUGCAAGUCAUCAGCAGCAUAACCCAACUAUAGAGUCUUCAGAGGGGACUAAUCAACGGCAAGAUACGCCGUGUCUUUUGAAAUUAAGCGACAUUAGUUUAGAUGAUGAUUCAAAUUCUGAUGAUAAUUUUAAUGGUGACGACAAAACCAGUAACUCAACUAUGGUUGAGGCAUCUGUUUCUCAAUAUGACAAUUUGAGAAAUAGUUUCCAAAAUCCUGGAGACAUUUUGGCAAGCCAUAAUAAUUUUAUCAAAACUUUGCGACAUUUUAUGGACAAGAUUGACAAGACAAGUAAAGUUGUUGAGGAAAUUUACUUUUUCAGAGUUACUCUCGUAACUGUCUUUCAUCAAUCUAGAAUGUCUCCUAGGGAAUUUACAAAUAGACUAAGGUCUUUUUCACCUGUUAAUAAAAAAGUGAUGAGAGGUCUCAUCAAAAACGCUAUGAGCAUACUUGACAACAUGCAACCUAUAGAAAUAAAUGGUGAAAAGGUGCCUUAUAUGGGUGUACCUUUGCCUGGCUUCAUUAAUAAUCGUUGCUUUGAAACUCCCGGUACCAGCGAUUUACAUGUUUAUGUUUCUCUUUUUAGUGAGGAAAUUUCAUUCCUAAGUAAAAGGCACAUCAAAUAUAAUGCCAUUGUUGCUCUUAUCGACAAUCUUCCAUACAGUGAGCGUAUAAAGAAAGGGAAUCGAGUGAUAAUCUACGCCUUCCGUAAUUAUAGAGAGCGAGAAAAAAAAAAGAAAAAAGACACGAACAAUGAGGAAGGUAUGGGAGAGAAUGUUAACUUCCAUAACAAGUCUUCUGUCGAGGCAACUGACAUCAGCGCUUUCUAUAAGAUUGCUGCAGACCAUUUCAAGGUUCUUUCCGAUGUUGGAUUUGAAACCUACGACGCCAGCAAAAUGAAAAACGUACGGGUUUACGUUCAUCUUCGAGCCUUUGGAGGAGAUUUAUCAUCUAUCUCCUCAAUAAUGGGGCACGACGGACCGAAAGCCACUCACCCUUGUUUUUACUGCUCUAUACCCCAAAGCAUUGAUUCAAACAAGAAGAAAGGAGUUAUCACAGCGAUAGCUUGUGGUCCUGAAGGUCAGCACCUCUUCCAUCAACUUUAUGAUAUGCAAUGGUACCUAAAUAGAAUAGAGCCACUGCUUGAAAGUCAUCGACAAAAGUCUCCUUACGAGGAAUAUACUCAACUCACUCCGGCAGAGAGAAGAGAUCUGAGUUUUCGGACAUACUCAGAUGUUGUCCAUUUGAAAUCAAUAUCUUUUCCUCACUCCUUCCCUUUUGAUCCCAUCAAUGUAUUUUUUGAAAACAUUACUCUUAUGUUUUAUCAAAUCAGCACUGGUUCAUCUAUGGAUCAAAUUGCAGAACCUAAUUUGAAGGAUUUCACCUUUUCAAAAAAGGAAAAAGAAAUUCUCUUGAGGAUGCUUGAUAUAGUAAAUGAUCGUUUCAACUCACGCACUCUGAAAUUCAGUUUCCCAUCAGAAGAAAUCGCUGCUGGCAAAUUUGAAGAUGUUAAUGCUGCUCAACUAGAGGUUCUGUGUUAUCUUAUGCCCAUUUUCCAUCAUCAACUACAAGUAGCUAAUCCUUCACCUGAAGCAUACUCUUUAACCCUAGCCCAUUUGGAUGGCCUAGGAAAAUGUUUCGAAGCCCUUGUUAGAGAUUACGAGUACACUAUUACUCAUGGAUACAAGGACAACUUCCCUCUUUGCACCUUGUCUAUUCAUUUGUGCACUCAUGCAGCCACUCUUAUUGCUAUGGUUGGACCUCUCUCACAAUUUAGCAAUUACAGUGCGAAUAAUUAUAUGAAUGGGGCCUUUAGUGAUUCAAACAGACAAAGAGGUCUCACACCUCAGGCCAAAUACCAGCAAUUGGUUACUGCUGCUCACUCUAUUAUGUUUCACUCUGAAACUCGCAUCCAUAUAGGUUCUGCCCAUUUAAAAGGGAAAUCGAAACUAUUCGGUACGACUCCAGACGCCAGUCGUUACCAAGGCAUUGUCGAGAGACAGUUGCAUGAGGACUUGAGAUCAAAGAAUUUAACUCUAGUGCAAUCACCUAUUGAGUGGACGGAUAAGAACCACAUACGCUUCAAGUCCAUCAUGUUUACUGGUUUUGGUUUUAAAACCAGAGUUGGUGGCUUAGUUCGAGUCAAGCCACCUUCCGGUGGUCCAGCAGAAGCAACAGAAAGCCAUCAAUACUGUCGGUUGUUGGAUAUUGUUAAUUGCUUUAACAUUGAAGUUAUAAGCCAAACCACUGAACCAAAAGAUUACACAUACUCGCAAACAUUUGCGGUUGUUGUUUCGCUUCCUCUUCGAUAUGUUUAUUCACAACGCAACAAAUUGACGAGCCAACCAGCUGAGAAACUGGUCCGCUGUAGCUACUGGUAUUCACAUGAAAUACUUAAAGAUAACAUUUUUGUUGUUCCCUUUAACAGGAUUGCUAAUCCUGCUUAUUCAAUUUUGCUUAAUGGUUACGGUGAGUCAGGUAAAUUACAAGACAUAAACUAUAUCUAUGAUCCGUACGUUGCUUGCCGGAUUGAUGUCAAUGGUCACUUUGAAGAUGUCUUAACCAGACAUCUGGACGUCGAUAUCAAUAGACAUUUGAUUCCAGACUUUGACGAAGAGGAGCUUGGUGACGUUUUAAAGGAUUAUGAGGGUGAAUUUAUCGAUGACAUCAAGGGACCUAGUGGAUGUGAGUAUCAGUAA